Messenger RNA from Puntigrus tetrazona (Sumatra barb), 2068 nucleotides. It is a transcript of the gene csdc2b, whose product is annotated as cold shock domain containing C2, RNA binding b. The transcript is spliced from 4 exons. Gene Ontology annotation, molecular function: mRNA 3'-UTR binding. Gene Ontology annotation, biological process: regulation of mRNA stability. The coding region runs from base 674 to 1099 and encodes 141 amino acids. NCBI's taxonomy places the organism in Eukaryota, Metazoa, Chordata, Actinopteri, Cypriniformes, Cyprinidae. The record is from RefSeq and is a predicted model, not a curated record. Gene Ontology annotation, cellular component: cytoplasm.
AUAACUGUAGUAAUAGUAGUAAACGCUUACGGAAAUUUGCUUUGCCCCUAAAAAAUAACAUGGUGCUAAGAUUUGUCAUGUUUUACCCCACAUUGCUCUCUAAAGGUUAUAAUUAAGAGUAUUAUUGGGGCAUCAUAAAUAUGAUGUAUAUAUUAUAUAUUUUCUUCUGAUUCCGAUGACGCUUCAUGAGCUCUUUACGUCACCUCCCGGGACACGAGCCCGUCUGCUGCUGGGAGUGACUCGUUUAACGGCUCCGGUGCGUCAUCUUUGGGUUCGGUUCUCCCGGUGAGCGCGCGCUGACGGGGAUCUCCUCCAUCCCGCGAGCUCCUGCGGAUCCGUGCGGCUCGUCGACGGGACGGAAGCGCCUGUGAGUUUCUGCGCUUGGCGCGUUCCUGUGCUCGUGGUGUUCGGGCUGUAUGUCGGCGAGACUGUUUUGAUCCCGUCGCACAGCUUUUGUUGACGCGAAACUAAGACAGGAGUUCUUGCAGACGGUGUAUGUGUUAGAUGCUGUCUAGUGAGUGCACUGAAGAGGGUUUGAAGCGCGGCCCCUGUCCUCCGUCGAGAAGGUUCAGGAAGCGGAGGAUGAAAGGAGAGCGUGCUUCGAGCCGCCGUUCCUCAACAUCAACGUGACGUUUAAGAAUUUGGCGCCAGUUCUGGUCUUCUUCCGGUGAUCAUGGCGGAACCGGACCCGUCUCCGCGCUCCCCGCCGCUGUCGCUGUCGUUCCCGUUCCCGCGAGAAGGCAGCCGCGUCUGGGAACGAGCCGGGGAGCUCUCGAGCCCGCUGCCCACCAAGCGCAUGCGCACGUACUCUGCGAGCGUCCGGGCGAACGCGGGGCCCGUCUUCAAGGGCGUGUGUAAAGACUUCUCGAGGUCGCAGGGUCACGGACACAUCAGGCCGGCUCACGGCGGGGAGGACAUCUUCCUGCACAUCUCAGAUAUCGAAGGAGAGUACGUCCCCGUGGAGGGAGACGAGGUCACGUACAAGGUCUGCCCGAUCCCGCCCAAGAACGUGAAGGUCCAGGCCGUGGAGGUGAUCAUCACGCACCUCAAAGCGGGAACCAAACACGAGACCUGGUCGGGUCAGAUCAUCAGCUCCUAGAGAGAGAGCAAAGCAUCGUGGGAAGGCUUCGGAAAGCGGGCUCGACGAGUCAGAACCCAACGCAUCCCUUCCGAGGCUCUUAUGUUCAUUUCUCUUCGUUUUAAUGUUCAACCGAUGGUUGGGUGGAUCUCACUAAAACCUGCCCAGAUCAUCUAAAGGGAUCUAAAGGGAAACCUUUUAUUAAUUGUGCUGCGUUUAGCAGCCAUUUAUUCAUGCAUUUCUCACUUUUUAUACGUGCAUCAAAAUUAAGGACAACGUGCUUAUUGUCCUCAUAUUAUAUCUGAAAAUACCCUUGCUGCUAUUGAGGAGGAAUACGGGUAAAGUUGUGGAGAGGUUUAAGGUCAUUACAGACAUUGAUUGCAUGCAAUACAACUACAAUAUAGAAAGUGCACCAAACGGUUCAUUUGAAUAUAAGGCCACCGAUUGGUUUUAAUCUUGAGAAUCACUCAAAAUAAUAAUUCGAGGUUUUGUUUAAAGCACUGAGAAUGGAGGGGCAAUGCUUCGUUCUCUUAAGAGUCACAAUGCAAAAACGACGCAAAAAAUAAUAAAUGGCUUAAUUUUCAUUAUGCAAAAUAAUUCAGUUGUGAUUUGAGGGUGAAUAUGAGCCCGUGGUCCGGGCAGGUUUUCUCCGUUACACGCUGGAAAGCGUCGUGGACUAAUAUUGCACUUGAAACUUUAAAACCCAAAUAUAAACUGCCAAACUGACUUCGUCUCCCAGAUCUUUCUCGGGAGCUUUUCAGGUAAAAAAAAAAAAAAAAAAAGUAGCAUUUUGUAGACGGCUGAAAAACAACAGCCGGCUAGCAAAGCCGUUUCUUUCGACUUUAAAGCGUGUUGUUUUUAGUGUGUGUGUCGCUCAGAGGUCCGGUCACAUGAUCAGCGGCACGUUCUUCUGUUUUUUCCAGCACUUCUCAGAGCUCAGGUCACUGUACCACGUGAACCUCGCAGGACUAAUAAAACUAAUUCACGAUC